AAGAAACAAAGGUAGAAAGGAAUGAGAGCGCCGAUUCCUCCCUAUCCGCGCCUCCGUUGUCUCAGGGCCGGACCAACCUGGGUUGUCUCUCGUACUCCGGCAGUCCCAAGAAAAGAAAGGUUCCUCUAUCGCCGGAUUUGAUUUCUAGGUGUUUCUGCAGCAUCUCCCACAGCAACAAGUAUAGCUAGUGGUGUUCUCUGGUUGUGAAGUCGUCGUCGUCUUAUUGAAGUUUAGAUUUUUGGUAUCGUUUGAGGCUGGAGACAUGAGCUCGAUGUUGGCGCCUACAUCUUGGUAUUGUGUUCUUGAUCGGGUCUCUUAUCGGUCUGAUUUGCAUCUCUCGGUGUCAAAUUACGUUUGAGGUAUCAUCUGGAGCAGUUUCAGCACCCAUGUCAAUCAUUUAAAUCGUUUCUCUUAAAUUGAUUUCGUAUGGAAUUUAGAUUGGAAGGAGGAGGAGACACUUCGUAGAAAUUAUAAGCUUUAUAAGCUCAGGUAGAGGACUGGUAGUGUUGCAAAGGGUCGAUGCCGAAUGAUGAGGGUGGUAUAGCAGAGCAGAAAAGAUGUGAGGGUGUUUCUGAACCCGUUUUAGAUUCAACCCCGACCCGUAAUGGGGACGAGAUAAGAGGGGCAGUUAUAGUUUCACAGGAAGACCCUGUGGAUGGGUCCAUGCCUCCUCUGGCGCUUAGCAUCACUAUUUUCCAGCCCGAAGAAGUCUCCAAACCCAACAUGAGUGCCUCAAAGAGCACAGCUUCUGAGGGAGGUGAGAAGAUUUCUGGGAUGGCUGCCUUAAAGAAGGGUUUUUUAUCAAGGAGUGGGAGCUAUCAGGAGCAGUGCAGAGUUUGUCAGCAGGAAACUGAAGAACCUCUGAUUGAUCUUGGGUGCAGAUGCCGAGGUGAUCUUGCUAAAGCUCACCGCUCUUGUAUUGAUACCUGGUUCCUUACUAAGGGUUCAAAUAAAUGCGAGAUAUGCCAGCAGAUAGCUGCAAAUGUGCCAUUUCCUGAAUCAAGACCAAGUGUAAAUAACUGUCUCUGGAGGAUCAACUCACCCUACGUCAUGGGACAAGAACACGAAAGGGGAUGCUUUAACCCACUUUGGGUUGCAUUUGCCAUUUUAAUUGGAGGACUCUUGUUGGAUGUGCUAGUCUCAGUUUCUCUUGGUGUUUCUGCACUGCCUGCGAACAUCAUAAUUGGUGUUCUUAUCGUACUUGGAUUAGGCACUUCUUUUCGGCUUGCACUGGAAUGCUGUCAAGGCCAGGGUGCAAGAAGAAAUCUGCAGACGACGAAUGUGACCUUCAAUCCUGGGUACCAUCCAACAGUGUAAGAGUUGUUACAGUGUAGAGUUGUUACAUCCAAGAAGUAUAGUUUGCGUGCCACUGGCUGUCUUUCCUUUUUAGUCAUCUGUUCAUAUUGUGUCUCAAAUUUCAUUUUCUACAGGAAAACACCUUGUUAAUCAACUUGUAUAUUUUGUGCAAUAAUUUGAACGAAUCUUUCUGGUUGAUGCUUAUGCAUGUAUAGUGUAUGUUUAAUAGUUAUCUGCUUCAUUGUUCCUGUCAA
Molecule: messenger RNA, 1550 nt
Organism: Musa acuminata AAA Group (dessert banana)
Lineage: Eukaryota; Viridiplantae; Streptophyta; Magnoliopsida; Zingiberales; Musaceae
Exons: 9
Coding region: 520-1317 (265 amino acids)
Molecular function (GO): zinc ion binding
Source: RefSeq, a predicted model, not a curated record